Molecule: messenger RNA, 1460 nt
Organism: Daldinia vernicosa
Lineage: Eukaryota; Fungi; Ascomycota; Sordariomycetes; Xylariales; Hypoxylaceae
Exons: 1
Coding region: 120-1235 (371 amino acids)
Source: RefSeq, a predicted model, not a curated record
UUCAAAUAUUACAUACAACUUCACCAAGCUUCAACGUGUCAAGAGCUUCUCAAGUCAUAUAAGCUAGUUAUACACUUCAGUCACAGCCAAUUUAAUUCUAAACUAUAAAGGCUACACCAAUGGCGCUGAUUGAGAAUAACCACCUAUACGAUCAACCUAAUCCAUCUACAAGUUCACUUAUGAGUUCCGUUCCACUUCUCUUCUCUAAAUUCCAGGAGUUGCCGCCCGAGUUACGGCAUCAUAUCUGGCGCAUGGCCCUUCCCACACCUGGCAUCAACUUUUUCAACGUUCAUUGCAUACCUAACGAUCAUCACGGCGUUAAUCAGAGUACUUCUCCUUCCUGGCUGUACCUGGACCUGAGACGUCUAUCCAUCGAUGAUGACGAUGAAACAGUCUCCCAGUACGAUCCUUCAGCAUGGCAGGCUCGGGAGACGCUACGUCGCGUUUGUCGAGAAGCCCGUGAUGUGUGUGCUCUCUCUCCAGCCGAGGCCGCUACUAUCACACUAACUCGCCCUCGUCGUGGCCUAUUUGUGAGAGCGGCAGAUGGCCAGCUACGAAAAUUGAUCCCCAUGCGUUACCGCCCCGAACUUCCAUACCUCCAACCAAAACCGUCCGGCAAGCGACGAGCUGAUCAUCUGGAACCAUUGGAGCACCGGGUGGUCAGUGUCCAUGUCGAUGACGUGCUCUGUCUCUCCAUCGAGAACUGUAGCUUCAACCUCCCGUUUGAGGAAAUGCCCAUCACCAACAGCGACGGACUUUUUUCUUACAGUAGUGGUUCAUCAGAUGGCGAUGACUAUGAGUUGGGGUGGGCUUACGACCCGCAGCUAACACCUCCCCUACCAUCUGCCAUCAGAUGGUCAAGGAUGUGUAUUGAGAUGGCUCGCAACGAUCGGAUCAUUCUCCAGGGUGUUAAUGAGGCGGUCCGGGAUAUGCUAUCAUUCUCCCAGAACCGGAAUGCGCAGCCGGGGGAGAUGCCAGAUCAGGUGCCUUUGGUCAUGUUUGACGCGUUGAAACAGGAGCUGGGUCAACGCCGCGUCGAGGAGCUUACCCCUUGGGAUGAGGUGUUCUGGGAUCGCUACGGUGACCGCUACGUUGCACUUCCGUGGAACUCGACAGACCUACUUGCCGAUUAUAAGCUCACCAAGGUAUGGCCCGAGGCCAAUGAUAUUCGGCUCCGACACUUGCGGUCCGCGAUGCUACAAUCGCCAAAGAGGCCUGCUAAUUACCCGUCUUGACAUGUCUUUACUCCGCAAUACGCUCCGGUAUAAAUAGGUGUUACGCACGUAUGAACAAAAACAGUCAUGUAUGCAUUUUAGAAAGCUUGAACGAUAAUGUUAGACAAUGUUAUUUACAUUGUUAUACGACAAAUAUCAGACCAUCGAUAGAUAAACACGGGGUGGAUUUGAAUAAUGAAAUUCCUAAUGGAAUUCCUAUAAAAGACUCUUAUAAUGUUUUGCUCG